AUGGAUCUCCUGAACGCCACCAUGGCGUCUACCAUAGGUGAUACCUCGAUCGAACCAUCAUCUGUGAAUGGAACUGUGGAGGACUACUGUCACUAUGAGGUUAUGCAACAGCACAUGCUUGUCAUGAGAUUUUGGAUGGUUUCUGUGUUUGGGUCGUCGAUAUCAUUCAUCUCAAUGGUGGAGAAUGUAUUCUUGUUUUUGUUGUUUGUUACCAGCCGACGUCACCGACGAGAAAAUCUCUUCAUGAUGCUCUUGGCAUUUUUCGACAUUUUUGUCUCAAUGGCAUAUAUUAUGCUAAUGUCUGUAAACGUGUUAUCUGAUGUACUCAUGUCUCCACUUCUGGUCAGUAUUUGGUACACAUAUAUGAUUCCGAUUCUUACCAUUUCUCAUAUCGCGAUGACGUCAUCAUCUUUUCUCAUUGUGGCCGCUUCAUUUGAAAGAUACUGUGCAACCCUUAACACUCCAUACUUGAGAUUUGCACAAAGGAAUCGUAAAUUCAUUGCUCUCUGUGCCGUAUUCUUGGGUGUAAUCAGUAAGGGUACAAUUUCAAUUGAAUUCGAGCUUGUCAAUCAUGAACAAUGCGUUGGAAAGAUGAUGGCUACCACCAUGAAGUUCCGUCCAUUCGUUUUCGAUACUCACUAUAACUACUUGUUCCGUUUCUGGUACAGGCACUUUGUCACUGUAUUUGCUCCUUUCUUCAUUCUUCUAUACCUCAAUAUUCGGAUUGUGAGAGCUUUGACAACGUACACUACCGCUACAGUAUGUCUUGUGACAAAUGGAAACAGUGAAGACUUACAGAAGAGAAAGGCAAGUGCAAGAGCAGCUACUCGGACACUGGUUAUGGUUGGAUGCUGUUAUAUAUUCUCCAACAUUAUCAAUGUGAUUCUCACUUCCUUGGAACAAACCAACAAUGAGCUAGGUAUUGAUUAUCCCGACUUAUACAUUGUACUCAUCGACUUGGUCUCCCUACUAACCACCAUGGCUUGUGCCGCCCGUCUUCCUAUUUAUCUCUAUUGCCAGCCAGUGCUUCGUCGAGAGAUUUUCAUGCAUUUCAAGAGAUUAUGUGCACCGUGUAAUCCAUCGACCUCUGAAAAACUCGGCGAGCGAUUGAAAUCCAUGGAGACGGAUACUAGUUUUCUGAGCAAAGGCGAUGUAAAACCUUCCGAAGGUAUUCCCACAACAACAUUCAAUGAAAUGAAACCCCCGAGUUGUCUACACUCUCCAUAUGAAACCCUGCUGUGA
This is a messenger RNA of Caenorhabditis briggsae, 1242 nucleotides long. Gene Ontology annotation, cellular component: membrane. The transcript has 8 exons. The coding region runs from base 1 to 1242 and encodes 413 amino acids. Lineage: Eukaryota; Metazoa; Nematoda; Chromadorea; Rhabditida; Rhabditidae. The record is from RefSeq and is a predicted model, not a curated record.